AUGCGCUCCUCCAGCCUCUCGACUCUCGUCUACCUCGCCGUAGCGGUUCUCGCUUCGCCUACCCCCGCUGACCAAGUCUCUCUCAACGCCCGUGACGUCUGGACUCCUCCCGCCCGCCGGGACGCCUUUGUCAAGCGCGCUCCAGAGCCUGAGGUCGAACAUCGUGACCUCGACCAGCGCUCCCCCUUCACCAUCGAGUUCUCUGCGCGCGCUCCCGCUGAGGGCACCGUCACCUUCUCCAAGAAGGCCUCCGGAGACGGCCUCAAUGCCCGCUACCCGUUCUUUGUCAAGUACGACGGUAACCUUGAGGCGAGCGACAUCGAGGAGCUCGAGGCGAGGAAGGCCGACCUCGAGAGGUGUGAGGCUGAGCUCGCCGCUCGUGAGGCUGAGGAGAACACUAAGCGCGACGCUGCGGAGCAGGCCGCCAAGCGUGAGGCCGAGGAGGUUGCCAAGCGCGAGGCGGCGGCCAUCGCCGAGCGCGAGGAGCGAGCGAUCAAGAAGCGUCAGGCUCUCGAUGACAUCGAGGCUCGCGAGGCUGCUCUCGAGGCCGCUAAGCGCGACUUCGAGGAGCUUCAUAUGGGUGGAACUGAGGCGCUCGACAUGCACGACUUCGUGGAUGGAUCAGUCCACUUCGCCAAGCGUGAGCCUCAGUUCAACCUCGCCAGCCUCCUCAGCAGCUUUGGAAACGGCACUUCCAAUGGCAACACGGGUUCGACCACCGGUGCCGGUGGUCUCGGUCGCUUCGGUGGCGGGGCUGCCGGUGCCCGCCUCGCUGCUGUGAGCCAACUCCUCAGAGGCUUCGGUUUCAACUUUCGUCGCGAUGAGGGGUUGACCAUGCGGGACCUUGAGGAGGAAUCAUCUCCCUUCACGAAGCGUCAGUUCAACCUUGCCAGCCUCCUCAGCAGCUUCGGGAACGGCACCGCCAAUGGCAACACGGGCUCGACUACCGCCGCCGGCGGUCUCGGUCGCUUCGGCGGGGGGGCCGCCAGUGCCCGCCUCGCUGCUGUGAGCCAACUCCUCAGCAGUCUCGGUUUCAACUUCCGUCGCGAUGAGGAGGAGUUGAUCAUGCGUGACCUUGAGGAGGAAUCGUCUUCCUUCACGAAGCGUCAGUUCAACCUUGCCAGCCUCCUCAGCAGCUUCGGAAACGGCACUGCCAAUGGCAACACGGGCUCGACCACCGGUGCCGGUGGCCUCGGUCGCUUCGGUGGCGGGGCCGCCGGUGCCCGACUCGCUGCUGUGAGCCAACUCCUCAGCAACCUCGGUUUCAACUUCCGUCGUGACGAGGAGGAGUUGAUCAUGCGCGAUCUCGAUGAUGAGCUGUCGUCCUUCGCGAAGCGCGACCCGCAGUUCAACCUCGCCAGCCUCCUCAGCAGCUUCGGAAAUGGAACUACCAACGGCAACACUGGCUCAACCACCUCUAACGCCGGCGGUCUCGGUCGUUUGAACGCGCUCACUAGUGGCCGUCUCGGCCAACUCGGUGGCGGCAACCUGAACAGCAUCCUCAGCGGCCUCGGGUUCAACCUCCGUCGCGACGCGCCUGAGGUCGUCGGACCCGCUCCUAUGCCCCUUCCCUUCAGCUUCAAGCAGGACUCGUCCGCACCGGCCAAAGUUACGAAGCGCGAUCCGUUCGGUCUUGAUGCUUUCGUCCAGUCAAGGCGCAGCAACUGA
Messenger RNA from Peniophora sp. CBMAI 1063, 1668 nucleotides. The record is from the annotation of a GenBank genome assembly. NCBI's taxonomy places the organism in Eukaryota, Fungi, Basidiomycota, Agaricomycetes, Russulales, Peniophoraceae.